CCCACAUUUGAAACAAAACAGGGCGAAGCUUUACUCGUGUUAUCCAUUCCUCUCUACUCAUCUCAUUGUAGUGAAACAGAAUCACAUACGGAGAGAAUGGGAAUAGCCCUUCUCUCAGUCCAAGCACCUCAUCACAUCCCACUCUCUCAAUUCCAUUACACCAACACUAGCAAGUCAUGGAGGAGCUUCUCUCAGACCUACCCAUUAGAAUCCAAGUCUACCAUCCUUCUCUGCUCAACCUCUUCAGCUUCAGUUGCAGAAGACACUGCUUCUCCUUCACCUGAUGAUUCACUUGCUGCCAAAUCAGAAUCCCCCAUCAAAGAGCUUCCCCUCAGUGCUUGCAAGUCCUGUGGAAGAGAAGAAGUGGAGAAGGGAUGCAAUGGUGAAGGAAGGAUUCAAGGUGGAAUUGCAACAUUUCCAGGAUUUGGUUGGUGGCCCAUAAAGGCUUACAGGCCAUGCCCUGGAUUUUUGGAAUCAGGCGGCCGGUAUAAGCGUCAAGGACAAAGCCUGGAUGAGGUUGCCUUUGGAAGAGGUGGGAAAGGAGAGAACUAGCAUUGAGGUCCAACCCAAGCAAGAAGAAGGAAGGAUCUAAGGAAAUUAAAGGGGUAAAUGCUUUUGGAAUAGCUUUUCACUGCAUUUAAUGGAUGUAAAAGAUGCAGAGCCAGUGCCCCAAUUGGAGAGUUAUAACUUGUGUAUGCAAAAUCAUGUGGUAUGCCGUAUGCAUCACAGGACAUUCUCUUGAAAGAUAUAUGUUUUUCAAAAUACCUAUUUGUUCCAUUAAUGAAUGUACCAUUUAGAGAACUAACCUCAUAUAUGUGUGCGCGGGCGCAUACAUAUACAUUUGUGCAUUACUUUCUUAGAUAUUGGUUUCCAAUACACAAUUGUAUUUAAGUUAUUUCAGUGUUACAAUUUUUUGGCAAAACAAUUAAAGAAUGUUUUUCUCA
Rosa chinensis is the source of this 944-nucleotide messenger RNA. RefSeq lists its product as uncharacterized. Bases 97 to 552 code for a protein of 151 amino acids. Gene Ontology annotation, cellular component: chloroplast. The record is from RefSeq and is a predicted model, not a curated record. The transcript is spliced from 3 exons. Lineage: Eukaryota; Viridiplantae; Streptophyta; Magnoliopsida; Rosales; Rosaceae.